Molecule: messenger RNA, 4583 nt
Organism: Danio rerio (zebrafish)
Lineage: Eukaryota; Metazoa; Chordata; Actinopteri; Cypriniformes; Danionidae
Source: RefSeq, a predicted model, not a curated record
AAGGAAGAGGUUUUAGAUGUACCCAUAAGAGGAAGGAGCAUGAGAAUGUUUCUCACGGAUGACAAGAUCUUAUUUGCUCGACAGAUUUUCCUGAUAUGAGCAUUUUACACCGAUUAUCUCAUAUGAUGAAAGUUAAAAACCGCUUGAAGGUGGUUUUAGUCCUGAUGUUGCUCAGUUUACUGAUUUUCCUGUUUAUACAAAGUGAAGUGUUCGACAGGAUGCCAACAUUCCGUGCCAGUCCUGAACAUGACAUGGCCUCAAGGUUAAAUAUUACUUGUGAAGGAGCUGAUCUCACCAGGCAGUUCGUGCCAAAAGAUCAACUAAAUGAUCUACUUGAACGCAGAGAAAAGGAGUAUAAGCAAAGUAAACUCAGGGUGAAAACAGAUGCAGAUAUUCUCAUCGCCCCGGCCAACUCUCCUCUACAAUAUCCUAUAACAGGUUUUAGGGUAGUUCCUCUGAAGAAAAGUAUGAUACCAGGUCUUGCCCUUCGAGUAAAAAGGACAAGUGCACGAACAAAUAGUGGGCAGUACAAGGUGUCUUUGAGUGUGAUGAGUGGUGUGCUCUCAGUGGAGGAUGUUCAGGAUGGACAGCAGGUGGAUGGACAGGGCCAGAGUGAACUUACCAUCUCAUCCAGCAACCUCACACAACUCAAUGAUCUGCUGUCCAGAGUGAGCUACACCAGCACCGUCUACCACAUUAGAACAUCAGACCUGGCCUGUUUGUCUUUUGAGGACCAUGAAGCCAAAUUUCCAAUCAUGAUUAGGAGACCAACAGUUCCUGUUCUGUAUGACCCAGGAGAAGAUAUCAACUCACAGGUGACCAUAUUAACCAAGACGUUUUUGAGAUACAAGGAGCUGAAUGUCCUCAUCGAGAGCAUCCGGAAGUUUUACCCCAAAAUCAAGAUCAUCAUUGCAGACGACAGUCUAAACCCUGAACGUGUGUCCGGAGACAACAUAGAGCACUUCAUCAUGCCUCCUGCACAGGGGUGGUUUGCGGGCCGAAAUCUGGCUGUAUCUCAAUUGACAACAAAAUACUUCCUGUGGGUCGAUGAUGACUUUGAGUUCUUGCAUGAGACCCGGAUCGAGAGUUUUGUGGAGAUUAUGGAAGCAGUUCCAGACCUAGAUGUUAUUGGCGGUGAGGUGUCUGGUGACCAGUUUUAUUUCCUUCUGGAAUAUGAAGAGGGAGCUGAGCAUGAAGGAGGAGGAUGUCUAAGGCGUGUUAGAGGAGAGUUUCAUCAGCCACUUUCAGGGUUUGAUGGAUGCCAUCUUGUGGAUGGUGUAACAAAUUAUUUCUUGGCAAGAACUGAAGCCGUGCGAAGAGUUGGUUUCGACCCGUUCUUGAAAAGAGUUGGUCACACAGAGUUUUUCAUCGAUGGCCUUGGAAAGUUAUUGGUAGCCACAUGUAAGGGCUUCUGUAUUGGUCAUCAGACUCAUCAGACAUAUGACAGCUAUGAAAGUUACAGGAAUCAAGAAAAAGAGGAUGAAAAGAGAAAACUGGCUCAUCACUUCUUUAAGAAUUAUCUCAACUGCAUCAAGUACUGAUAUUUACAUAUUCAACUAAUGUAAUUUAUUUCUGUGGACAAAAUGUGAAAUUCUGACAAAACAGAAAAGGACAGAGUCAGCUGCCAUGAGGAAAGUGCAUUACUUAAAGCAAUAGUUCACCCAAAUAUGACAUUCUGCCAUCAUUUACUCGUUUUGAGUUUUUUUAAAGUAAAGUUUUCCAUCUGAAAAACUACAGUUUUUCAACAUUCUUCAAAAUAUCUUCUUUUGUGUUCAACAGAAUGAAAAAAAAAACUCAACCUGGUUUAAAACAAAUGAUGAGAUCAACCUCAUUUUUUAGGUGAACUGUCCAUCUAAGUAAAGAGAAUGUAUUUAGCUGCCAAAAGCCUCUUUCAAAGAAAAUCUGUUACUUGGAACUUGGUGGCCUUAUUUUGCAAGCUCUUUUGUGGGAUUAAACUAAAGUGCUACUGAUUAGCAACUGGAGAUGCAGUGAUUUACAAAUAAGUAACUAAUAGGGAUGUGCAAUAUUUAUUAACUGCAAUAGGGUAUAUGCAGAGCUAGUGUUUCUUCACAUACUGAUAAACUUCCGGUGAAUGGUUAAUGUGACUUUUUUUCCAUUUUGUAAAGCUUCUGUUACAGCAUUGAUGUAAUGUAAUUAAAAUACAAUUAAUUAAAUAGGCAUUCAUUUAGUUGCUCAAGCAUAAAACGAGACAAAAAGGCAUUUACUCGCACACGCCCAUCACUCACACUCGCACACGCCCAUCAGAAACGGCAGGCUAGCGCAGAAGCUCCAUUGAAUAUUCUAGGGUAAAAUAAAUGUUCAGAUUUUAAAGAUAUGACGGAGAAAAAUGUAAUUAAAUGCAGUGCUUUUUUGUACAAUCUGAGACCCACUUUAUUAAAGAAAUGUUUUUUUAGAGAGAUUAAAAAGAUUUUUUUUAAUCGGACCUUAAACUCGCCAAUUUUGCGAUUGCAUACACAUUAAAAGUCCUUUAGCAUACUUCCGCAUAUACCCUAAAAAUAUUGCAGUUGUUGAUUUAACUAUAAUGGAGAUGGUGUUAUCAAGUAUGCCACACUUUGUAAAAUUAGAAAAUAGAAAACAAGCAGUAACUUCAUAUUGAAGUUUUUGCAAAUGCAGAUAGAAUUAUUAGCCAAUAAUUUAAUUAACUACAGUAAAAAUUUUCCGUUUUUGGUAAUUUUUUUAAAGGUGCUGUAUGUAAGUUUGACACCCAGUGGUUGCACUAGGUAUUGCAUUUCUAGACCAAAACAAACACAAGCAUAGGUUGCCAGAUUAAGGACCAACAGGAGCGAGCUGAAAGGCUUAUUUAAAUUGUGUUCUAAAUAAAAGCAAUGGCACGCGAUAAAAUGAAUAUUUUCAUAUUAAAAGGGGUUUUUGUUCUAUCAACAUUUCUAUUUUACAAAGGGCUUCAAUUUUCUGCAACAGCAAAAACUGACAAUUAUCACCUCAGGUAAACCUCAUGUGCUUUAUUUAGUGUUAAAUGCUAAUAAUUUGAGUUUGAAUGCCAUUUUAUAUCACAUUUAUUGCCGUAUACUGUUUAUAAACAGAUCUGUCACUCAAAACCAACACAUAUCAGUGAUUCAGCAUGUACAUUUAAUUUUGUUAAAGAGGUUUAAUAUGUAUUAAUUAGAUUAUAAACCUUACCAUUUUGUGAGUAAGUGCGUAUUCUAUUCUUCUGAAUGGCUGUAUUUAAAAUUCUGUCUAGUUUCAUCUGGUGCAAACAGCUAAAUUGCUUAUUACUGCACAUCCCAUCAUGUAGCAUGUUGUUAGGACACGGGGUCACAAGGUAACCUGCUCACCUAAUGUUUACGCUCGUGAUAUGUUUAUAUUAUUUGAUAAUUAACAAGCUCAUGUGGAACUCUGAGUCUGCAUCUCAUUUUGGAGUCUGCUACUGUCCACCGGAGGUCACAUUUCGGUCACAAAAGCAUGCUUUGAAAGCCUCCAUCACUGAAUAACUGAAUGAAAAACGCUGUUUUCCUUCUUGGCAAUCCAGAGUACCAAAAGAACCAAAACAAAGACAGCCAUUCUGGCAUGUAUUAGACUUUUUCAAAGCAGAAUAUCUGAUUUAAGCAUUGUUUUUUUUAGAUAAACACAAAUGUUCACUUUGUUUCUUAAAUAUCUAACAUAUUAUGGUAUUUUUAUACUUUAGUAAGGUCGAAAACUUACAAAAAUCACCUUUAAAGACAUUGUAUAGUUUGGAAAUAUCACACAAGAGGGGCAUUUUCAAGCUUGUGAGCACAAUAUGAAAUGUGAUUAUUGUUUUUGAACUUUAAAAAAACAUGCAAUAACUCAGUAAGCACAUUUUAGACUAUUUUGUUUGUUGUAUAUUACGAAUGAAAAUGGCUCUAAACAAUGACAGAGCAUACAGUAACAUUUGCUCAUCUCAGAGCAGCAUUGCACUCUAAAGUGAAUCUUUUAUAUUGAAAUCAAGAAUCAAUGUGAGUCAAAUUUCAAGGAUCUAUUUAUAAUGACAAUCAUUUGAUUCUAUUGUUUUUAACGAAUCAGCUGUCACUCAUUAAGAUAAGACUUUCCACCACCUACUGAUGGUUUUAGCUUAAAAUGUAUCAACCCAUGAUCUGACCAAACUAAUUAUGGCACAAAAACACAUUCAGCAAAAAAAUAUCCCCCCAAAAUACUAAAAAUCGUUUUUUUUUUUUAAUAUUUUUUAAUCAAAAUUGCACACUCUUAGUGACUGCCUCUUUUAUUUAGAAGCUGAGACCUCUGCAUGUUCUGCAGUAUUGCACAUUUCAUAGCUAUUUUCUAUAAUGACCAAAAAGAAAGGGAAUGAAUGUUGACCUAACCUCAGGUAAAAACUGAAAGAGAGAGCCGUAGAUCGUUUUUAAUAACAAUGACAGUAGCUUAAGGGACUGUUUGUGUAUUAUUGUUACUUUAUGAAUGAAUAAAUCUAUGUAUUUAUUGCCAUAUUUAUUGACAUUUUAAGUGUAAACUGGAGAACAUUAUCACUGCAGUUUGUCAUGUGUUUAAUAUUUAUUUUUUAUGUUUACCAUGUUUCAUGUGUUCUCAUUGUGUAAGCAUUCUCAUCUUAAAAACCGUUACACUGCAUCAUA